Procambarus clarkii (red swamp crayfish) is the source of this 1152-nucleotide messenger RNA. RefSeq names its product cuticle protein AMP5. Gene Ontology annotation, cellular component: chitin-based extracellular matrix. Lineage: Eukaryota; Metazoa; Arthropoda; Malacostraca; Decapoda; Cambaridae. The record is from RefSeq and is a predicted model, not a curated record. Gene Ontology annotation, molecular function: structural constituent of chitin-based larval cuticle.
GUCCUUGGAGCGCCCACGGACGCGAGGAACCACGUGAAGGUGGUGAGGCGAGUUGGGUCCUGGAGCAGGUGUAUAUAAGCGGCAUCGUGGCUCCUCACAGCGCAUCCUCACCCAGACUCUCAACACAGCCAGCAUGAAGCUCGUGAUCUUCGCCUGCCUGGCCGCCGUCGCCCUCGCAGCCCCUCAGGGCGGCAAGCCUGCUGACAUCAUUGAAGUCAUCAGCGACGUUCGGGAGGAUAGCGGAGACGGCAACUUCAGAUACGCGUUCGAGACCGAGAAUGGAAUCAAGCAGGACAUCAAGGGUGCCCCCGGGGCCUCAGGCGCUGUCGUCAUUGAUGGCGCCUUCAGCUUCCCACUCGAUGAUGGAAGAACGGCCUCCUUCACUUUCGUCGCCGACGAGAACGGCUACCAGCCAGAGUCUGACCUCAUCCCCGUGCCCCCACCUCUUCCCGAGCACGUUGUCGAACUGCUGAAGAUCGUCGAGCAGCUGAAAGCUCAGGGAGCCAAGUGGGACGACCAGGGAACGCGGCUUAACUAAUUCUGUCAAGAUAUGACACACUACGGUUGAUCACAACUCAUGCACGACUUCCGCCGAGCGCCUGUUCUUGGAUGGCCUGUAUGCGAGCUGAACGUCGCCUCGUGGGGACGUCGCCCUCUAACUUCAUCGAGGAUUACCUGUACAGUUUCCCCUUCAUGUUAUCUCUCCGCGGUACAAGUUCACGGCUGUGGGCUUUCCCGACCGACUCUCGACAUACGUUCAUCUCCUCUAACAAAAACACUAAGACUUUUCUAGUACCCCCCAAUAAAUGUGCCAUAAAAAACAUUUCUCCGCAUCCCACACGCACCAAAGACAACGCAUGCAAUCCUCGACGACAUAAUUCCAUUACAGAUCGCAUCGAACUUACGAGGGUCCUUUUCCAAGGGCAGAACGCGUCCAAUCCUCGACGACAUUUCCCCAGGACACAACCCCUUACACCCUACAUGGACACUCCACCUGGACACUUCCCGUCCAACCCGUAAGGACACCCCUAGGACACUUCUUGUAUGUACAUAGUUAAGGACUACAGCUUCGGGGCACCAACCAGCACCUAAGAUCACUGGACACAAUCCAAUGCUUGUGAUCACUUUGUAAUAAACUCCCUGCAGCCAGAA